Messenger RNA from Apis cerana (Asiatic honeybee), 1418 nucleotides. RefSeq lists its product as uncharacterized. Lineage: Eukaryota; Metazoa; Arthropoda; Insecta; Hymenoptera; Apidae. The record is from RefSeq and is a predicted model, not a curated record.
AUGUCAGUAGAUUGAAACAGAAACCAGAUUGUGAAACAUUUGUUAUUGAACUUCAGUCUGUGUGAAACUUCCGAAGAAAAAACAUUACUUUUUAUUCUAUUCAUUUCGUUACAUAUUCUUAUUUUUUUUUAAAUAAUGGAGUGGAAUAAAGAAAUGACAUUUCGAUUAAUCGAAUUAUACCGUGAAAAACGUAUAUUAUGGGAUCCUAUGCACGCGGAAUAUAAAAACAGAAGUAAGAAACACAGUGCGUGGAUUGAAUUAAGUAAAGAAAUGAAAAUACAAACAAACGAAGCGGAAAAAAAAAUGCGAAUACUUGUUGGACAAUUUCAACGAGAAAUAAAAAAGGGAAAAUAUGAAGGUGAUGGAAUAGAUGCUUCUUAUAAAUCAAAAUGGAUUUUUUUUAAACCUUUUCUAUUUCUGAAAGAUAAGACUCAUAUAAAAGAAAAAAUACAUAAUUCAAUAGAAGAAAAUAAUUCACUAAAAAAAACUUUUAAACAAAUAUCCAUUGAAUCACAAGAUUCUAAUUCUAAUAUUAGUCUUUUGAUAGAGAAUGAUAACUAUUCAAAUUUACAAAUGAGAGGACAGACAAAAUCAAACUCAAGUGGUAUCAAAAAGAAAGCAGAUACUAUAAGUGAAGAAUCACAUUCUGUAUGUCCAAAUGAAUUACCAAAUGAAAUAAGAACACGAGAUGAAUUUGACGUUUUUGGGGAAAUUGUUGCAUACAGUUUAAGAAAAUUGAAAAAUAAGACAAUUCAAAGUCAUGUAAAAUUCGAUAUAUAUAAUAUUCUUUAUCGCGCUGAAAUAGAAAAUCAACAAGAAUAAUAUUGAACACUAUCAUCGUUUUCUAAAGAUUAGAUAAAAAUUCUAGUAGCAUCUAUAAACUUGGAUAUAUAAUAUUUAUCUAUAUAAUAUAUAUCUAUGUAAUAUAUAUAUAUAUAUAUUAAUAUAUAAAUAAUAUAUAAAUAAUUCGAAUUCAAAUAAAUAAAAUAUAAAAUAAAUAUAAAUACAUAAUAAAAUAUAAAACCGAAGUUACAAUAAUUAAAUUUAUAAUAAUAGUAGUAAUAGAAUUAUACUUAAUAUUUAUCAUUACUUAAACUCGUACUUAUAUAAAUGAUUAAAAAAUAGCGGUGUAUAUAUAUAUAAAUGCAUACAUAUAGAUAGAAUUCAAUGUAUAGAAAUUUUUUUACAAAUAAUGUAAAAAUUAAAACCACCUAUCGAUUAUACAUAUAAAGAAAAAAAGUCAAAAUAAUGGCUUUUAUAAUAUAUUUCAAAGUCAUUAAAAUCAAUAAGAAAUUAAUCAGCAGGUUUACUCAAGGAUCUCAAGAUAUUUUUGUUAAAUCGUCAUCGAAUAUGUACCAAUCAAUAGAAAUUUUAAAUAAUUGAAAUAAAGUAUGAUUUUAUUCGACCAUCAAAAAUAA